GCGGUCGUCAGUAGAUGUGCCACGCUGUUCCUUUAGAAGUGUUGGUGUGCAACCGGGCAAUCUAAACGCAAUGAAGUACUACGUGCGGGAAGCCACGGUCAGCCUGCUGCUUCUACUGCUUCUAGUUCAUUCGUGUGCAUGCGCAAGAAUUCUGGGUAUCAACCCGACGCCGUCCAUCAGUCACCAGCUGCCAUUUCUUAUAAUCAUGCGAGCUCUCGCAGAAAGGGGGCAUCAAGUCACUAUCAUCACCACCGAUCCUAUCAAGGACCCGCCUCCAAACAUGACUCAGAUAGACAUGUCGUUCAUGUACGACAUGUGGAAAGAAGAUAUCGAUUUCUUAAAAAAUUCUCUCAUAUCCAAAUCAGAACUGAUGGUCAUUAUUGAAGAGCAUGUUAAGAAGGCGUGUGAUGCCCAACUAAAAAUUCCAGGUCUGAAAGAACUUCAAUUUGGAGAGAAAUUCGAUUUGGCGAUAAUUGAGACGUUCUUAUACGACUGUCACUUUGGCCUCGUGCAUAGACUAGGUCCUCCACCAGUUAUUGGUUUCUGGUCAGCUGAGCUAUACCCACUUUUACAUAUCAUCCUGGGCAACCCAAUUAAUCCUGCUUAUUACCCAGACUUUGAGACAAGCUACACGGACCAUAUGGCGUUCCUGGAAAGAGCUGACAAUGCCUACGAGAUGCUGCAAUCCAUCAGGCGGUUCGAAAGAAUUUCGACAUCACUGGAAGAGGUGAUGAGAGAACAUUUUGGAAGUGACCUGCCCAGCAUCCUCGAUAUGCAGUACAAUAUCAGCCUCUUGCUGGCCACUACUCAUUUCUCUUCUGAUUAUCCGAAGCCAAUGCAACCUUCUGUGAUACAGAUGACAGGACUUCAUGUUAAGGGAAAGCCGAAUCCCCUGCCAAAGGAGAUACAGUCUUUUCUGGAUGAUGCGGAACAAGGGGCCAUAUACUUCAGUCUUGGGUCUAAUAUGAAGAGCAACAGUCUUCCAAAGAAUAUAAGGCAAAGUCUAAUGGAUGCUUUCUCGGAACUCCCUCAGAGGGUGCUCUGGAAGUUUGAGGAUGAUGACCUUCCAGGGAAACCGAGCAACGUCAUGAUUGCGAAGUGGCUUCCUCAACAGGACGUUUUAGCUCACAAGAAUGUACAGCUUUUCAUGACUCAAGGUGGUCUUCAGAGCUUCAACGAGGCGUCCUAUUAUGGUGUGCCUCUUGUUGGGAUACCAUUCUUUGGUGACCAGGGACACAACGUAGGAAAAAUGCUAGAAGCAGGAAUUGGUGUGAAGCUGGACUUCAAAACAAUCACUAAAGAGAACGUUCUAAACGCUGUGCAGACAGUUCUGGACAAUCCUAGCUAUCAGGAGAACAUGAAGCGCUUCUCUUCCAUCUACCGGGAGCACCAGAGCACGUCCCUGGAGAGGGCGGUGUGGUGGGUGGAGUACGUGAUCCGCCACCAUGGGGCCCCCCACCUGCGCAGCGCAGCCCUCGACCUGCUGUGGUGGCAGCUGCUGCUGCUCGACGUCAUAGCCUUCAUACUGGCUGUGGCGGCCGUGGCUGUGUUUAUCGUGUACAAACUGAUUCUGUGGCUACGAUCUGUGGUUACGCCACCCAGAAAAUUAAAGAAACACUGAGACUAUGAAUGUAGAAUGCGCCAACAAUUUGCCAGUUACCUCUCACAGUGCAGUAGACAGGAUUCAGCAGCCACGCCUAGAUCUAUUUCCAAGUUUUUUGUCGUACAUCUGGCAUAAAGACAUGUAAUGUCCAUGAAGCACAAGAUGAAACUGGAAAAAACAUUAUACUCUCUAUACCUUAACACUGACAGUCGAAAAUAUUGUCUUCUUUGCAGCCCAGUUUCUCAGCGACCAACCAUCCUACUACGGUACUUGUUGCCUUAAGUUAACUGAAGUUACGAAAUGUAAGCCUUCUUUUCUUAUUAAGGUUUUCUGCAGGCUGCUCUGCCUGUCUUUCCAUCCUGCAUUGUAUAUUUCCACUCGCCUUUUAAUGUGCUACCAAACACCAUUUUUAAAUACUUCCAGUAUCUUAAUAUCUAACUAUUUUCUAUUUUCAAGUUUCACAUCAGUACAGUCUUGUAGUUCUCCAACCCGUUUAUGGAAUUAAAAGACUGUGUUUGUCAUUAAUAUAUCUGCUAUUUAAAAACAAUUUUUCAACUACACUACACUGGUUAACAUGUAGUACUUUAUUUUCUCUUUUUUUACACCAUCAUUACUGAAAUCUCUGAAGUAGUCUAUAUUCCUUAAUGAAUCUUCAUUAUUAUUGCUAUUAGGGUUGUUUUAAUUCUUCUCUGUUGCUCUCAGUUUCUUUAUUUCGUUUCUGAGGUCUGUAUUAAGUAGCCAGUCCUUCCUAUUUGUUUCUUCUGUUCACCGGAAUCUGUCUGGUUAUUUCUUAUAUGGACAGUAUAAUCCGUCAAUGUUAGUACUGGUAUUAUAUCCGCUUCUGCACUUCUCAAUACUUCCAUUAUUUAUUACAUUCCCUCUUCAAUACAUCAUUUCAGCAGCAGUGAUAAUAAACAAGACCCAUGAAAUCAAUGGGUUGGUCCCUAUUCUAUCGUUUUGUUUUAUUACUUCAUCAUGAAGUACACACAUGUUACACGCCACAAGAUCAGUUUGUUCUUAAGAUUUUUCUAUGAAACCAUUAGGCUGAGUUAGUCUCUUUCUUCAAUUUUCUACCAGCCAAUACAUUCUAUACCCACAUUGUGGCCUUACAUUGAGUAUUCAAUUCACAAAUGAGGUACUUGUCCUUUUUUGUUAGUUCCUAUAAAUUUUACCUCACUUGUUUAUUUAUUAAAAUCUAUUUUUGAAUCUAAAAUAAAGAUGUGAACAGCUGAAAGAUCUGUAUUUAGACUUAAUUGUUAGGGCUAAAAAGAGUAUUACAGUACAGUGAUUUCCUUAUGACACCGUUCAUGAAUAAUUUGUUGAAAUCUGUACAUGACGUUAGCAUAAUGAGCAUAAAAAACAAAUAAAGCUAGC
Schistocerca gregaria is the source of this 2977-nucleotide messenger RNA. Its product is annotated as UDP-glucosyltransferase 2-like. Gene Ontology annotation, molecular function: UDP-glycosyltransferase activity. The transcript has 7 exons. Bases 71 to 1621 code for a protein of 516 amino acids. Lineage: Eukaryota; Metazoa; Arthropoda; Insecta; Orthoptera; Acrididae. The record is from RefSeq and is a predicted model, not a curated record.